Molecule: messenger RNA, 1815 nt
Organism: Podarcis raffonei (Aeolian wall lizard)
Lineage: Eukaryota; Metazoa; Chordata; Lepidosauria; Squamata; Lacertidae
Gene: MTNR1B
Product: melatonin receptor 1B
Exons: 2
Coding region: 235-1383 (382 amino acids)
Biological process (GO): G protein-coupled receptor signaling pathway
Cellular component (GO): membrane
Molecular function (GO): melatonin receptor activity
Source: RefSeq, a predicted model, not a curated record
CUGGAGCCCCGCCUCCUUUCCUUUUUUAAACAAAAGAGCCAAGUGCGAGGGGCGGAGCAUGGCGAGUGGGAAGCCGUCUAUUAAAACCCUUGGCGCUGGCGGGAGCCGGGCAGUCACCGGAGGCAGCGCACCUGGGACGGGGCAAGGAGAGGAGGGGAAGUCCCGGAGGCGCCUCUUUCCGAUGCGAGCAGAGGGAGCGCAGCGAGGGCCGGGCUGGGGGCGCAGGGGUCCGCGAUGCUGGAGAAUGGCUCCUUAAGGAACUGCUGCGGGCUGGGCGGCCGAGGGGGCUUCGGCUUCUCCCAGCGAGGGGAGGCCGAGGCGGCGGCGGAUGCAGAAGCGGAGGCGGCCGGAGGAGAAGCAGCAGCAGGGGCGGCUGCUGGGGCAGCAGACCCCCGGCCGGGCUGGGUAGUCGCGGCGCUGUCCAGCGUGCUGAUCUUCACCACGGUGGUGGAUAUCGCGGGCAGCCUGCUGGUCAUUAUCUCGGUGUUCAAGAACCGCAAGCUCAGGAAUUCAGGUAAUGCAUUUGUGGUGAGCCUGGCCCUGGCCGACUUAGUGGUGGCCUUGUACCCUUUCCCUUUAGUGCUCUCAGCCAUCUUCCACAAUGGCUGGUCCUUGGGGGAUAUGCACUGUAAAGCAAGCGGCUUUGUGAUGGGACUGAGUGUCAUUGGCUCCAUCUUCAACAUCACCGCCAUCGCAAUCAACAGGUACUGCUACAUAUGCCACAGUUUUGCGUACGACAAAGUGUACAGUUGGUGGAACACCAUGAUGUACGUCUGCUUGAUUUGGGUGCUGACGGUUAUCGCGACGGUGCCCAAUUUUUUCGUUGGCUCUCUCAAGUACGACCCGCGCAUCUAUUCGUGCACCUUCACCCAGACGGCCAGCUCCUAUUAUACCAUUGCCGUGGUCGUCAUCCACUUCGUCUUGCCCAUCACCAUCGUGAGCUUCUGCUACCUUCGAAUCUGGAUCCUGGUGAUCCAAGUGCGGAGGAGGGUAAAGUCAGAAGUCAAGCUGAGGCUGAAGCCGAGUGACUUCAGGAACUUUGUCACCAUGUUUGUUGUGUUUGUGAUCUUUGCCUUUUGCUGGGCGCCGCUGAACUUCAUUGGGCUGGCUGUGGCCAUCAACCCUUCCGAAAUAGCGCCCAGGGUCCCCGAGUGGUUGUUUGUGGUGAGUUACUUCAUGGCCUACUUCAACAGUUGCCUUAACGCAAUAAUCUACGGACUUCUGAACCAAAACUUCCGGAAGGAAUACAAACGGAUCUUAAUGUCCUUGUGGGUGCCGAGGCUGCUUUUUCAGGACACAUCCAAAGCAGGGACCGAAGUUCAGAAGAGCAAGCCGUCUCCUGCUUUAAAUAACAAUGACCAGUUCAAAACCGAGACCUUGUAGGUAGGGGGACAGUGGAUGCGAAAGGGCGCCAUUUUGUGAAUUCCAACAAUGCUUUUCUUAAAGUUGUACAUCUUGUUCCUGCUUACCUUGUCCUGUGUUCUCCCCCACCGAAUGAGCGUGCUGUGGCGACUGGAAUCUUGUCUUCUUGGCAAUGCACCUUCUGUUUACAUGUUUCUAUAUUUGAUAGCUAGGUAUCAAUAUGAAGUUGGCUUUGGAAUACAGAAGAAGAAGGUAAACAAACCAACAGGCUGAAGCCAGCCAUGGACUUGGAUGUAGAAUCAGCAGGUCUACCAGGGUCCUUCAACGUUUGUACAAAAUAUGGUUCUCAGGAAGCAGAAUGCUUGCACUGUCUUGUCAGGAUGUGUUGUGGAUGGUGACUUCUAACAAUUUCCCCUUCUCUUAGGGAAAAGAAAAUUACUGACUGCCUCUUCA